Messenger RNA from Magnusiomyces paraingens, 4740 nucleotides. RefSeq lists its product as uncharacterized. Bases 1 to 4740 code for a protein of 1579 amino acids. The transcript has 2 exons. The record is from RefSeq and is a predicted model, not a curated record. Gene Ontology annotation, molecular function: MAP kinase scaffold activity. Gene Ontology annotation, biological process: bipolar cellular bud site selection; mating projection formation; pseudohyphal growth. Gene Ontology annotation, cellular component: cellular bud tip; cell cortex of growing cell tip; actomyosin contractile ring. NCBI's taxonomy places the organism in Eukaryota, Fungi, Ascomycota, Dipodascomycetes, Dipodascales, Dipodascaceae.
AUGGCCUCGUCUAUGGCUCCCGGAUUGCCCCGCCAGCCUGACCAGGCCCAGCAAAAGGUUUACAAUGAAUCUUCACUUUUCAUUUUUUACAAGGCCUUUUGCCAAUUCCUUAAUAUUGACUCUGCGUAUGCCGAAGCACCCAAAAGACGCGUCCAAUCCGGUCGUGCUCAACAAAAACUUCGCCGACUAUCCGCUCAACAAUUCCACGAGCUAUCAACAGAUGUCCAUGACGAACUUCUUCGCAGAAUCGCAUUCCAUAAUUCUGAAAUUGCUGCAGGCGGACCUAAUGGUGCUCCCGAGACAACUUUCCUGCAGCCUAAAGACACUUUCCACCCUAAGCGUAACCAGGCCCGUCAAAAACUCUCUUUGCUCUCAUCAGCUCGUUUCAGCGACCUUGCCUUUGAUAUUCUCUUUGAAAUUGAGCGAAGAUUAGGCAAACACCCUGUUUCUCCAAAUACUUCUGAUAAUGGUGUUGCUUUUCCCAGCGCGUCUUCUACUGGCUCCGGUAUUAUUGCUCCCCCUUCUAUUGGAACUGCGUCAAUGGGCCCACCUACAACUGACCAACAACACCAGCAACAACAGCAACAACGUCUGCAGCAUCUUUCAAUGGCCUCCUCUACUUCUUCUUCAGCCUCUUCUCAGUUCCCAAUGAGCCCUCCUGCACGUAACUUAACUUCUGCAACCCCAUCUUUAUCACCACUGGGACCGACUUCCCCAUCGACUUACCCACCAGCAACCCCUUCAACGCCAGGAGUCUUGGGCUUUUGGGGCCCUUCUGAAACUGAAUCGCCAAUUUCCCCAGUUCUCCCUGGAAAUACAUCAGCUGUCACCUCCUCUGGUGUAGGUAGUGCAGGCCCUGAUGUUUCUUCUGCAGCUAACUCUGCAGCUAAUGCAACAGGUACUCCUAAUAUAGCUACAUCAGUUAAUACUCCCACAACGGUACCUCCGCAUAAUUUGGGCCAUCAUGAAAUUCGAAAAGAGCAUUCACUUACGGAUCUUAAACACCCUGACAUGGACGCGAAUAUGCCAAAUGCUCGCCACAUUACACCAGCUCCAAAACCUCAGACUUUGGUAACCACCGUGCCUACAACAAAAACAAUCACACCCCAAAAAUCAACGCUUAUUGAGUCGGAUUCAGAAGAAGAUGAAGACGAAGAUGAUGAAGAACAAAAAGUGAAUAACAAUAAAGAUGAAUCUUCAAGUGCAUUUGUCUCAUCUAUCGAACCUCCAACUUCUUUCAGUCCUCAAGAUGAUCCUUACAGAAAUGUCCCUACUACAGCUGUUAUAACUACUACCACCAGCGAAAAUGGUCUUGUUGCUACUACUGAUGGUGAUUCUACCAAUAUUGGUGGGGGUCACACAACUGAAGACGAGUAUAGCGAAGUCGACAGUCAUGGCAAUGGCGAUGAUGACGACAACAACCCGAACAAUAACAUGUAUCAUCAUCAUACUGGCCAACCUGAUGUUGUUGCAGCUGCCACAAAGGCUUGGACAAGUAAGAAUAGUAGUACUGCUGACUUGGGCAGUUUACGUGGUCUCUCUUCAUCAACAAUUGGACCCACGGAAACGGCCAUCACGAAUGUCGAUGACCCCAGCGACUUGGAAAUGUCUCCCCAGGUUAAUGAUAAUACAACUCCAACUUCCAAUGCGUCUUCUCCUCCAAUUGGAAAGCCACAGCAGCAACAAAUUCAACAGCUUCAGCAACAGUACAUUCAGCAGCAGCAGCAACAACAACCACAACAACAGCAACAACAGUAUUUUCAACAACAACAACAACAAUACAUUGAACAGCAACAGCAACAAUACCAACAAUAUCAACCACCAUCGGGAUUCUACGAAAGCGAUGUGGAUUUGCAACGAAGUUUACCCCUUCAAUCUAUUGAGGAAGAACACUCUCCUUAUAUCCCUCCGGGCCUUUUUUCCAGCUCUACCAACGUCUCUAGUGACCGCCGUCGUUCUCUCUCAGAACAGAUUUCAUCAAGCAUUGGUGCUGGUGUCCGAUCGCGUUCUGCUUCUAAACAAGAUCUAGAACUCUCCUCUAACUCUAAAUAUGAUGCAGAAAUCCAAAAUCUUAAGGGUCAGCUUGAACGAGUGACAGCCGAGUCGAGCAAGCUCACGGAACAAAUCAAAGACCGUGAUGAACAAAUUCAAAUGCUUGUUGAGGAAGGCUCACGGAUGGACGAAACUAUCACAGGACUCGAGGCUACCAAAACAUCUCUUGUUGAAGAAAAUGGGCGUUUACACCAGGCUCUAGGAAUUUUGGAAGAAAACAAAACUAAAUUUGCCCUGGAACUGGAAGAAACUCAGCGCCAACUAACAACUGCAAACGAAAACCAUGUUGUUGAGCUUGAAGACAAACAGCGAGAGUUCGCCAGCCUAGAGAUUCAGCACCAGAAACUUAAGGAAAAGCAUACUGAAACCAUGUCGAAGCAAAGCGAAUUUGCUGGCAGCUCUGCAUCACUAAGCAGUCAAAUUAUGCUGCUCGAGGGCCAGCGCUUGCAGCUCGAAAGUACAAUCACUAGUCUCCGUGAGCAGCUCGAAGCCGCACGUGCAGAACUUGCACAGCGAGACGCAAAGAUAAAGGAGCUCUCGGAGGCCAGCAAUAACGCACGAAACCUGCAGCCAGCCGCAUCUAUUGGUGAUUCCAACGACGAAAAAUAUCUUACUGUAGUCAAAGAAAACCAAUCGCUUAAGCAGCAAUACGACCAGUUACAAUCUGAGCUGGAGCAACAGCAAGUAGUAACAGAACAAGUCCGCCGUGAGGCUUCGGCUUUUUUGGAAGAAAUGCGUACUCUGGCUGAAAGCGAGGGCUCUUGGGCUUCUUCCGAAAAACACGCCAGAGAAGCAGAAGCUCUCAGGAAAGAGGUGGCCGAGUGGAAGGCCCGGUACUCAAAGGCCAAGUCUCAAGUUCGCAACUUGCGUGCUUCCACCUACGGAGCUCCAAGCAAGGCUACUGCAUUCCCCCACCAGCAAGUCGCCAUGGGGUCUGUCGACUCGUCAUAUGUAUCUCCCACUGGCCGUAUCCUGGAUGUCAAUGUAACCAAGUUCCAAGUAGCCAUGGACGAUUUUUUGCUAAAGACGCGUACUACACCACCCAAGCAACUCAUGGAUCACUUGCAUAACUUAGUGCAAGCAACUCGUCUUAUCACUCAAGAUGUGACGACCAGCGAAACUGGCGAAAAACAGUCCAAGAUCCGUAAUGGUUCCAGUAGUGACGGAUUACAAGCGGAAAUUGCUCAGGCCACAUCAGUAGUAUCAGCCACGGCCACCCAUUUAAUCACCGCUACUCGCAACCACUCUGUGGCCGGCGGUUUAUCUCCCAUCUUUCUUCUGGACUCUGCAGCUACAGAUUUAUCUGCUGCUGUAAUUGACUUAAUUCGGUUGGCUAAGGUACGGCCUGCUGGAUUAAGCAGCCCGGUGCCAUCUUCAGGUUCCGUGGAAAUAGUUUCUGAAGAGGCACCCAAAACACGAAGCACCCAUACGAGAACACACAGUAGAACACAUAGCAGAACGCAUAGCCGAACACAAAGUGUGAGCAGCAGUGGUGGUGUUGGAACCGCACUUAAUACACCUGUGAUUCCAAGCUCGGCAAGUAAUUAUAAUGGGUCACCAUCGUCGAUAGGUACGCCUGGGUCUGCAAACUAUAUUCGGUCUACGUCUCAAAACUCCCAGUUUUUACAGUCACAAUCAACACAAACACAAAUACAUCAACAUCAGAAAUCUAUUAGCAGUAGUAGUGGUAGCAGCAGUGGUACACACCACCGGCGCCAAUCUUCUGCUGCUGCAGCUGUACCACCUGUCGCAAACGGGAUUUCAACUUCUGCCAAGCACGGGACACCGGAGUUUGACUACACCGUCUCGGAAAUUUCGCCAAUAAAGACCAGAGACCACGUGGCUGCCGCACAAAACGUCUCGACUUCUGUGUCUCCAGUUAUCGGGGGUAUACCCAAGCAGCCACAGCAGCAGACUCAACAGUUACAGCCACAAGAGCAGACUCAGCAGACUCAGCAGCCACAGCUUCAGCCACAGGAGCAGACUCAGCAGCCACAGCUUCAGCCACAGGAGCAGACUCAGCAGCCUCAAUCGCUACAGUUUCAGCAGCAAUUUCAGCAGCAACAGCAGCAGCAACAGCAUCAGCUUCAGCAACAGCAACAGCAACAGCAGCAACAGCAACAGCAACAACAACAACAACCCCAUCAUCACCAUCACCAGCCACCACAAUUGCCACAAUAUGCGGCCAUUAGCCGAAGCACGACCAUGGUUGACCCUGAAAAGAAAACAGUUGGCGAGUUACAAGAAUACCUUGAAACCCAAACAGCUUCUGUGAUUGAUUCAAUUCAGCAACUAUUGACAGGAAUCAAGGGCCAUGCAAAUUAUUCCGAAGUGAGAGCUUUGAUUGGGAUGACCAUUGCUACAGUGCAGCCUGUCAUUGAUGCGACAAGUCGGUCUAUGACACAGACACGCAAUUGGCGACUAAAAGACCUGGGCAAGUACAUUGUGGACUCACUUGAAAGCUGUUGUGAGCGAAUGGAUGCUCUGGCAAAUGACGCCGCUGCUGCAUCUAUAGGUGAUGGUGAGGACAUUACAGUUGCAGUGCCAGAUAAGCACUUUAAGCAGCGUCUUGCGGGGAUUUCAUUUGAUAUGGCGCGGUGCACCAAGGAACUUGUCAAGACGGUAGAGGAAGUUUCACUCAAGUACGAAAUUACAGAGCUGGAUCAGGAGAUUGAGAAGGUGAAGUAA